UUUGGGAUGUGGACAAAUCUGCAGGAAUCGUGUAAUGGUAUCAUGACGGUAUGAACUAAAUGAACUAUGAAGAGUCGAGGAAACUGUCGGUCAAAUCCCACUUCAGCCACCAAUAAGAAACAGGUUUUUUGUUGUUGUUUCAUCCUCAGACGUUAUUGCAGGUUGUGUCGCAUUCCUGGAAGCAUGUCGGGACAGAAGGCGCAUUAAAAUAAGAAACCAGUUACAUGUGCUGUUUUCGUUCAGCAGCACUGACGCGGGAAUGCUUCAUGCGAUACUUGGAAACGUCUGCCAGUCCUUAAACAGAGGAAGACGGAUACAAGAGACCCAGACUCGUUUUCCAGCCUCAGUGGAGUUUUGAUUUAAAUCCAGGAGUGACACUGAGGCUCCAAACCACGCCAGUCCACACCCUUAGAAAUCUGCCACCUUUCAUGUUUCCUGCUCUAAUUUUUAUAUUUUUUAUACUGUUGUGUUUUCUGUUGCAUUCGCUCGGGCGCUCUCCACCCUGCUGAUGAACCAGUCAUAGCAGUGACAUGAGGAAUUUACCUCGUCCUCGGGGCGCCAUGGUGCCUGUGCGUCCUUCUGCUUUUUCCCCUCUCUCUCUCUCUCUUUCUCUCUCACUCUCUCUUUUUCUCUGUGUGUGUGUGUGUCUCUCAAGCAAACACACACUCACUCUUUCUCUGAAACAAACCAGUGUAGCUCAGUGGUUUGUUGUAGGAGGUGCAGGCAGCUGUAUGGGGUAGCCCUCAGUUCGUGACCUCCUCUCCAUGGCCUGUCGUCUCUCCGCCUCUGGCUCCUACACCGUAGUCAUCAUCCCACUGAGGACCAGCCUUCACAGCCAGGAGGCCCUUCGCUUCUACCUAUGGAUUAAGCGGAUGAAGGACUUGGAACAGGAGAAGGAUGCUCUGUGGUCGGGUCUGGAGGUUCUGGAGAAGGGUCGGCUGUGGUACUUCCAGCGGCUCGGGGAGAACAGGGCUCUGCGGUGCGUCGAGACCAGAUACAGAACCGGCGCUUACCACAAACGUGCAGCAGAGGCUCGGUCCUGCCUCCCCACACACAUCCAGCAGGUUAACGGCUCCCUCGGCUUUAUAAUGAGUGAACCCAACGUCAGCAGCAAUCCCUGUCUCUGUGAUCCACUGGCGGACAGUGACCUCCGCUGGCGAAACACGGUACUGACUCAGAAGGUGAGUGAGAAGAACCGUCGGAUCUCCGUGUUGGAGCUGGAAAAGGAGGCUCUCCUUGAUGAGCUGGAGGAUCUGCAAUUCUGCUGAGUGCCUGAAUUCAAAUGAGAUGAUCCGCACACCGUCGCCUCCCAGAUCGACUCAUUCUGAGGCGCUUAGUCAUUUGUAAAUAUAUAAAUCUAUAUUUAAAUGAAUAAAUUGCUAUAAAUUCUACCUACUCUU
Xiphophorus couchianus (Monterrey platyfish) is the source of this 1400-nucleotide messenger RNA. Its product is annotated as suppressor APC domain-containing protein 1. The record is from RefSeq and is a predicted model, not a curated record. NCBI's taxonomy places the organism in Eukaryota, Metazoa, Chordata, Actinopteri, Cyprinodontiformes, Poeciliidae. The transcript is spliced from 5 exons. Bases 765 to 1268 code for a protein of 167 amino acids.